Molecule: messenger RNA, 519 nt
Organism: Penicillium verhagenii
Lineage: Eukaryota; Fungi; Ascomycota; Eurotiomycetes; Eurotiales; Aspergillaceae
Exons: 3
Coding region: 1-519 (172 amino acids)
Source: RefSeq, a predicted model, not a curated record
AUGGAGCAUAUUACCGACGCCCAGUUGCAGAGUUUUCUUUCCGAUUUUGAUACAGCGUGUCCUCCUGACUUCGAGCCGUUUGGCCCGUUUGUUGAUGCAAAUUUAUUCUCUGCUCCGGAUGGGGGGGAUUUCCACUUCUUUCCCCCGCUUCCUCCAAUCCUAGAGGAUGAGAUCGCCCAGAUGUCCGAUCUCCCGCGUCUUGAUUAUGAUUAUGACAAUCUAUCUAUCCACUCGAUCGCGACCUCGGUACCAGAACGAGAAAGAGACGAAGCAAUGGCGCUAGCCCGGUGGACUCAAUUUAGACUUGACCAACAGAUAGCGAAACAAGAGGCAAUGGAGCAAGACCUUAACGCAAUGAGAGCAACAUUCGAAAAAGUCAGAAAGUAUCAUGUCGAAUGUUUGAAUCCCUGGGUCGAGUCUGUCACAGCAGCCCUUCACAAACUGGGAUGUAUGCACGAGGAAACACCAGCUUCCGCAACCGAUGGCGAAUUUGAUAUUAAUAUCCCGAUUCAGCCUUGA